AUGGCCACUGUUCAGCAGCUGGAAGGAAGAUGGCGCCUGGUGGACAGCAAAGGCUUUGAUGACUACAUGAACGAACUAGGAGUGGGACUGACUAUGAGGAAAAUGGGCGCAAUGGCCAAACCAGAUUGUAUCCUCACUCUUGACGGCCAGAAGCUCAACAUAAAAACUGAAAGCACUUUGAAAACAACACAGUUUUCUUGUACCCUGGGAGAGAAGUUUGAAGAAACUACAGCUGAUGGCAGAAAAACUCAGACGGUCUGCAGCUUUGUUGAUGAUGCAUUGGUUCAGCAUCAGGAAUGGGAUGGGAAGGAAAGCACAAUAACAAGAAAAUUGAAAGAUGGGAAGUUAGUGGUGGAGUGUGUCGUGAAUAAUGUUACCUGUACUCGAGUCUAUGAGAAAGUAGAAUAAAAAUCCCAUCAUCAC
Messenger RNA from Marmota flaviventris (yellow-bellied marmot), 423 nucleotides. The record is from RefSeq and is a predicted model, not a curated record. NCBI's taxonomy places the organism in Eukaryota, Metazoa, Chordata, Mammalia, Rodentia, Sciuridae.